UCGUGGGAGCAUGUAUGCCAUGUAAUUUCGGAAGAUCUGGACGUGCAGCAAAACAAGGUUGAUAGUCGUUCCAUCGGUCGAUGCCUUGGUUACAACCAUUGCGGCGCUUAUCUUCCCGAAUAACGCCCGCCGAAAAAGACCAGAAAGAAUAAGAUCAAAACCAGCAAAACGGUCUUGGUGUUGCUAAGAUGUCGCGGGGAAAAAGUAAAUCCCCCGGUUGGGCCGCCUUUGACCUCAAGCACCGACAAAAACAAACACUUGAGCCUCAUAUUCCGGAGGAGGAUCCAUUCCCACCCAUAGGAAGCUCUCUUACCACUCCUGAUCCGACAAAUAUUAUGCAAUUCUCGUCACUACUCAUUCCUUCUCCAGAUAAUGGGAACCGCAAAAAAACAGCUACAACAGUCGGUGAUUCUAGCAAUAAUUUCGUCCAGCAAGAUGACCGUGUUUUAGCCGUCCAGAAGCUCAAAGAGCUCCACCAGUGGGCUGACAAUAGUUUGGUUGAGGAUGUCUUGGCAGCUGCGGAUGAUAACGUGGAUAGUGCCUCCACUUUUUUGAAAGCAAUGUUUCCCAUUAACGAAACCCUUGAGGAUGAGCCAACCGUAGUUGCGGAAACAAAUUAUACCUCUAACGAAUUAUGUGGCGCGAAGAGAGAUCAAAAUGAUUCUUUGGGAAACACCACGAGCCUCGCCGACCGGAGCUCUACGCUUGAGGACUCUCUUCAGUACAACAGCCACGAAUCGGAAGAUCAAAACUUUUCUUUUGGAGAAAAGCUAUCUGAUGACACUAAACUGAUUUUGGAGCGUCUGAAGUCUGUACCUGUUGAACCCGAGUGGGAAAAAGACGAUAUCUACUUGAUCCACAGAAAAGAUGCAUUGAAGAUGAUAAGAUCAGCAUCCCAGCACUCGAGGGCAAGCACAAAUGCCUUUCUAAGAGGUGAUCAUCUUUCGGCCCAACACCACUCUAUGAAGGCUCAUGAAGAAUGGUUGGCUGCUGAAAGGCUCAAUGCUAAGGCAGCCAAGGAAAUUUUUAGCAUCAGGAAUAGCAAGAAAAAUAUAUGGAAAUUGGACCUGCACGGUCUUCAUGCAUCAGAAGCAAUUCGAGCCUUGCAAGAGCGUCUUCAGCAGAUUGAAACCCAAGCGCAGCCAAAUCAUUCAGUAUCUCCAAACAGGGUCGAUAUGGAGAGUGGAAUUGUAUGUUCCUCAUCACAUGAGUCAUUUAACUGCCUGGACACAGAAGAUUUAGAUAUACGGCAGGUGUUAUCAAGGCAGAGGCCGGCAUCAUUACAAGUCAUAACAGGUAUAGGAAAUCAUAGCAAAGGACAUGCUGCAAUUCCAACAGCCGUGAGAAGCUACCUUAAUGAAAACAGAUAUCAUUUUGACGAGUUGAGGCCUGGGGUGGUAACAGUUCGGACUAAGUUCCGUCAGCGGUGAUUGGUGAAGUAACCAACUCUGCCAAUGUGGAGUUGUGCACUUGAAUCUUUAAGUGCAAUGCAGUUCAUUCUUGUAAGGACUUGCCUCCCGAGAAGAAGCUCAGCUGUUAAUAACCUGUUUAGAAUAGAGCCGUGUAUAUUUAUUAGUGAUAGGAAGCUAGUUGUGUGUUAUUAACUAGGUUUGUAUUACUAAUCUAAAUUAUGCAUUCUCUUAGUACAAGAGUCCCAUUUACAAGUCUACUAUGUAUUUUGUAGAACCCUCAACCUUAUUUUGUACAAGAGUCCAAUUUACAACUGCCUCUCCUUUCUUUCCACU
This is a messenger RNA of Juglans regia (Persian walnut), 1745 nucleotides long. RefSeq lists its product as uncharacterized. Lineage: Eukaryota; Viridiplantae; Streptophyta; Magnoliopsida; Fagales; Juglandaceae. The transcript is spliced from 5 exons. Bases 189 to 1430 code for a protein of 413 amino acids. The record is from RefSeq and is a predicted model, not a curated record.